GAGAGGGGAAGAGGGAAUCGUACAAUCUACCAAAGCAAAAUUUCUGCUUCACUAAAACACGCGCCUUGCUUUGAAGAGGGAAACUCGCAUCGUUUAGACCGCCCACUAUGUUGCACAUGUCUUUAGUUUUGGUAGCUACACUGACUAUGGUUGGAAGCAUGCGCCUAGCAAGAUUGGAAGUUCCAGGCGCAGUGGUCAUUGGGGAGAAUGUUUGGCUCAAGUGCGACUUUGAUCUAGAAGGGGAUGAACUGUAUUCUGUAAAAUGGUACAAAAACAAUGUAGAAUUCUAUCGUUAUCAGCCAAGGGACAGGCUGCAUGGCCAAAUGUAUGACCUCUUGGGAGUUUAUGUCAAACUAUCAAAAUCAAAUGCCAGUCACGUAUAUUUGGAAAGAAGUGAUUUAAACACUGAAGGCACAUACGGCUGUGAGGUGUCAUCAGAAGCUCCUCAUUUCAAAACUGUCAAAGCUGAAGAUGAGCUAAGAGUUUAUGUAUUGCCUAAACAACCACCGGUAAUAGAGGGCGCUGAUUCUAUGAAUGAAGUUGGAGAUAGAGUAAAUGUUACAUGUAGUUCUGGUCCAUCUAAGCCAGCUGCAACUCUCAGUUGGUUCAUCAAUGGAAUACCGGCGAACGCUUCUUUUGUUCGAAAGUAUCCCUCAAUCCGCCAUUAUAGUGGCCUACAGACUUCCCAAGUCGGCCUUGAAUUCAUUGUGGGAGCCAAAGACUUUGAUCAAGGCAAACUAAAACUUAGAUGUGUUGCAACAAUAUCUCAAGUCUAUUCCAGUGGCAGCGAAGAACUCAUCAUUGGGGAUAGAGGUCAAGCUUCAGGAUCUCAUCAUGUUCCUUAUCUAGGUCCUGGACAAGAUGGCCCAAAAAUUGAAGGUACCAGUCCAAGGUAUGAAAUUGGAGACUUAGUAGAUGUUAAUUGCACAUCCGCUCCAGCUAGGAGUAAUGCUCUUCUUAAAUGGUUUAUAAACGAUAAGGAAGUGCUUGCAAACAAAACAACACCCCAUCCUCCUAUAGUUUACAGAGAUGACUUAAAAGCAACAGUAUUAGGUCUACGUUUUCGUGUUCAACAAAAUAUGUUCAAAGGUGAUGAAUUGAGAUUAAAAUGUACAGCUACAUUAUCUCGAGUUGUGAGCCUUAGCAGUGAUGUUACCGUAGUUGGAGGAAAUCAGCAAAACUCAGGAUUUCACGUUUCUGAAAACACUGUUUCAGUUACAAACCCAACACCUCGAUGCUGCGUAGAAAAAACCAUGUGGAUCUCUAUUGUAUUGACGAUUCUGUCUUUAUGGUAUCCAAAUGACUUAUGUACUGGUUUACUUCUGGCAGCUAUCUACUGACAAUCAAUGACUUUAGCUGGUAUGACUCUUUGGAGACUAGUCAUCACAAGGUAGCUAGCUGCAAAUUUAUAACAAUCAAGAAAGGACUGUGACACACAAUCGAAUUUUCAAUGUAAUCAAGAGCUCUUCAAGAACUGUGACUUGAAGGACGGUAUUACAAAGGGAGUUACCAUUUUUAUGACAAAAGCUUAUCUAUUCAAUUGAAAUAUUUUUCUUGGACCACUAACUUUAAUGGAACAAAUAUUAAUUUGAAUAGAAGGAACAUUCAGUCAAUUACCUCAAUUGUACUAUAAAACUCAAAAUCAUAGUGAAACAACGCAUUUUACAAUGCAUGGUGAAUGAUGAUUAUCAUAUCCUUUCAUAUUAAAUGCCAUGAUAUUUUUCACCGAUGCUUAGACUAGAAUUUGCAUAUUCAUAUAAAAGCAAAGAAUCAUUAAGCGUAUUUAUCAUCUUGACUUUAGUGAUAACAAAGUUUAAUGAACUCAUGUUGAAUAUAUGAACACAACUAAUCAUGUGCCAUCAUUUUGAAUAGGUUUCUCAUGGAUAAAUACAUUUUCUAUGAAACAAUGUGUAUUAGAUGCUUAAUCGUAUUAUUGAAAGAACAGAUGAAAGAAUGUAAUAUGUACGUAUAUAUCAAUAUGCAAGUAAAAUUAUACAGUUUAUAGAUUAAUUACAGAAAAAGAAAAGAUAAGUUUUGAUCAACAUUAUGUGACUUAAGCACAUUUGUAUAUAAACACUAAAGCAUAUAAUACUGAAUGUAUAUAACUGAUUUUGAAUAUACAAAUAAAAAAGAAUUUUUUUUUCAA
Parasteatoda tepidariorum (common house spider) is the source of this 2146-nucleotide messenger RNA. RefSeq lists its product as uncharacterized. The record is from RefSeq and is a predicted model, not a curated record. Lineage: Eukaryota; Metazoa; Arthropoda; Arachnida; Araneae; Theridiidae.